GCGUCUCAAAAUAUUGAAUUUUUUUUACGAAAGAUACCCUUGUUGAAAGAAGCAGUAAAUGGUGCACGAUUACAAAUGUCAAAAGAGAAGCUCCCAAAGCAUAAGCAGUCAUAACGCCCCCUCUUAAAGAAACAAAGAAAAGUCCAACUCUUUGUAUCUUUAUCACCACUUGUGAAGUGAGUCACUCGCUCUCUCCUCCCUUAUUAAAGAAGGCAGAGUAGAGAGGGGUUGAGUGUGUAGAGACAAUAAUGUCUUCCAUUAGCAUUUGUAGAGCUCUGCUGUGCCUCACAGUGGUUUACUUUUGUUCAUCCUCCGCUUCCGCUUUUGCAGAAAAUGAAGCAGCAGCUUCUGGGCUUGCGAUGAACUACUACAAGGACUCCUGCCCUCAAGCCGAAGACAUCAUCAAAGAGCAAGUCCAGCUUCUGUACAAGCGCCACAAGAACACUGCCUUCUCCUGGCUCAGGAACAUCUUCCAUGACUGCUUUGUCGAGUCAUGUGAUGCAUCUCUGUUGCUGGACUCCACGAGGAGGGUGAUGUCAGAGAAGGAAGCAGACAGGAGCUUUGGGAUGAGGAAUUUUAGGUACAUCGAGAACAUCAAAGAAGCUCUAGAGAGAGAGUGCCCCGGCGUCGUUUCGUGCGCUGAUAUUCUUGUGCUCUCUGCCAGAGAUGGCAUCGCUUCUGUAGGAGGGCCGUACAUCCCUCUGAAAACGGGAAGAAGAGACGGGAGAAGAAGCAGAGCAGACAUACUGGAGCAGCACCUCCCCGACCACAACGAGAGCAUGAGCGUGGUGCUGGAGCGGUUCGGCAAGAUCGGCAUCGACACGGCGGGCGUGGUGGCGCUGCUGGGGGCCCACAGCGUGGGGCGCACGCACUGCGUGAAGCUGGUGCACCGCCUCUACCCGGAGGUGGAUCCGGCGCUCAACCCGGCCCACGUGGAGCACAUGCUGUACAAGUGCCCCGACGCCAUCCCGGACCCCAAGGCCGUGCAGUACGUGAGGAACGACCGCGGCACCCCCAUGAAGCUCGACAACAACUACUACAGGAACAUCCUCGACAACAAGGGCCUCUUGAUCGUCGAUCACCAGCUCGCCACCGACAAGAGGACCAAGCCCUUCGUCAAGAAGAUGGCUAAGAGCCAGGACUACUUCUUCAACCACUUUGCCAGGGCCAUCACCAUUCUCUCCGAGAACAACCCGCUCACCGGCACCAAGGGGGAGAUCCGCAAGCAGUGCAAUCUUGCAAACAAGCUUCAUUAAUUCAUUCUCUGUGUGUCUCUGUGUGUGUGAUCAACGACUCUUCUUGUUUAGGAUAUAUAGGAAGAGUGCCCAAGAAUAAGGAAUGUUUGUACUGCUCUUUCAAUUUCUGUGAGGAAAUGCUUGUGGCUGUUGUGUAUGUAAGGAUUGGGAGGGUGAUGAUGAUCAUUGCAUGCUUGAUUUCUUAUUAGUUACUCAUAUUUAUGCUUCUUCAAA
This is a messenger RNA of Salvia miltiorrhiza (redroot sage), 1469 nucleotides long. Its product is annotated as peroxidase 42. Gene Ontology annotation, molecular function: heme binding; peroxidase activity. Bases 249 to 1256 code for a protein of 335 amino acids. NCBI's taxonomy places the organism in Eukaryota, Viridiplantae, Streptophyta, Magnoliopsida, Lamiales, Lamiaceae. Gene Ontology annotation, biological process: response to oxidative stress; hydrogen peroxide catabolic process. The transcript has 3 exons. The record is from RefSeq and is a predicted model, not a curated record.